AAAAAUUUAUGUUUCAGUCGGUUCAGUACUGCGAGAGCUAUUUAUACUUUCCAAUGUCGGACUGAAAACUAGGGAAACAAGUUGUGUUUGAGUGCUAUGUGUGAUGGUGUUAGAACCUAUUGAUUUGCGCAGUUCGACGGGCGUGCUAUUAAAUUCCGAAACGAUGUCGGAAGGGACAUUAGAAAGAAAUCGCGCUGAAAAAGCUCUCAUUAUAACAAAUAAAACACCGACUCACUGCCAGUUUUUUAAGAAUUCUGGAGUCAAAAAUUACUCGGAUAAAAAUGGCAAUGAAGUACCUAAAUCGGCUAACAAAAAUAGAAAGACAUUCGCGUUUUGGACACUUGUGUUUUUAAUAUUUCUUUUCGGUUUGGGCAAUUUGAUUCUAACAUUAUCAAUGCUGUUCGUGCUUCGACUGGGCCACGGCCUGGAAAGUAUGGAGUUUUUGCCCGAACAUAAUGCAAUCAAAUUCUUCGGUGACACAGAUUUUGAUCACCUAUACAAAAAGGAUGGGUUGAUAGAGAGCUUCAAGGAUACGCCGUUGACAAUAUCUAGCGAAAACGGAUCUGUACUGCUGAAUUUACAGACAAAACCAUCUCGCUAUGAGAACAAGUUGACAGUGAAUACCUCAGGAGUGUUCGUCCGUGGAGUAUCAGCGAUGGAGCUGACAGACCCUGAUACCGGCGAGGUGGUUUUCAGCACAGCAGCCACUGAGAUGAACGUACCAGACGGAGUAGGGAAUGUUCAUGCUAAGCAAGUAAUAGUAAAGCGCAUAGCGGCUCCCACCGACGAGGACCUGCUCCUCCGCUCCGAAGCCUCAGCAUACCUUCGAGGAGCCGAAGGAACGCACAUGGAAUCUAAAGAGCUAUUCUGGAGCGCUGACCAGGACAUAUACUUGAAAUCUAUUAACGGUUCCAUAGUUUUAAGCGGCAAAGAUGGCGUAUUUAUCGAUGUUAGGUACCUUCCAAUCGCCAGCUCUGUGAACAGGACUGAUAAAUAUAGUCAGGGGACUGGUCAGUUCAAAAUUUGCGUUUGUAUGCCUCAGGGGAAGUUGUUUAGGAUUGCUGUGCCGACUGGACAGAAGGUUUCCUGUGCACAUAUUAAUAUGACGGGGGAUUUGAAUCCCUGCAUAUGAAUUUUUUGUGUUGUUGUUACUUUCUUAGUCUGGAACUGUCGCACUGCUGGGUGUUGUAUUCUUAUACCUAUGGGAAAUGAAUUGUUUUGUAUGUAGAUUAAAAACAAUGUAAUUUCUGUUCUGGAUUAUUUUCUAGAUGUAGGAAAACGAUGGUUUUUAAAUUUUACGUUUUUUUAUAACCUUUGUGAUUACUAUACUUACUUACUUACUUAAAUUUUAAUCAAUAACGGUUUUUUUAAUAUUUUAAUAUUUUUUCACAAUAUAAGUACAAAUGUGGGCAUAACUUUUGUUUAAAUUAAACUCUGUUUCAUAACAUCUAAUUACGAAAUGAUUGGUAAAAUUAACCGUAUUAUCCCAUAAGGCAAAGCCAAUUGCCUAGGGCGCCAGGAUGAUGCAGGAGCGCCGCGAGAUGCGCGUGCCCAACUACCUAAAGAGGGGCGGUGGCGCCAAAAAAAUUAGGGAUGGCUCUGAGGCGCUAUCGUGUUGGCCCAGAGGUUUAAGCCACACGCUUCUCAAUGAGGGUUCGAAACCUACCAACGGCAAGUACCAAUGUG
This is a messenger RNA of Spodoptera litura, 1686 nucleotides long. RefSeq names its product sarcoglycan beta (gene Scgbeta). The record is from RefSeq and is a predicted model, not a curated record. Gene Ontology annotation, biological process: muscle organ development. Gene Ontology annotation, cellular component: sarcolemma; sarcoglycan complex. NCBI's taxonomy places the organism in Eukaryota, Metazoa, Arthropoda, Insecta, Lepidoptera, Noctuidae.